Messenger RNA from Plasmodium cynomolgi strain B, 3390 nucleotides. Its product is annotated as rhoptry protein. The record is from RefSeq and is a predicted model, not a curated record. Bases 1 to 3390 code for a protein of 1129 amino acids. Lineage: Eukaryota; Apicomplexa; Aconoidasida; Haemosporida; Plasmodiidae. The transcript is spliced from 2 exons.
AUGCUCGACAUCUCCGAUGAGCAGAGCGCGCUGCAAAUAAAAUUCCUAAAGGCGCUUGACCUGUUCUGCAUUUUUAAGUUUAUCAUCACCAAUGAUGUAAAGAUACACGAAAGGGAGACGUACGACCUGCUGAGAAGCAUCCUCAACUCAUAUUCGCUCAUCAGCAUCAAAAAUCCGUCUAAGGAAAUAUUUUCCGAAGCGGAAAAGAUAUACAAGAAGUACUUUUACAGCAAUGGGGAGGAGACGAGCACUUCUGCCUCUGCGGGUUGUGAAGCGGAACCCGUGCCAGACUCAGAGCAGGCUCAGCGAAAUGGCCCUACUUCCCUGAACAACAACACUAACAAACAAAUAUUUCAAUUUUUCAAAUUCCCCAAAAGCAAAAAAGUGGGAGACUACGUGAACAAGUGUUGCGUGGAUGAACUCAUAAACGAGCCAUUAAAUAUAAAUGUAGGUUUCGUCAAAUUUGACAAAAAAAAAAGACGAAAAAAAAAAAGGAAGAGACCAAAAAAAGGGACAGUUCACAUCCCUACAAACUUGUGUAAAUAUAGCAGCGACUCAGGGAUACAUAAUUCUCGCCUCAAGAAUUCUUGUAGUUGUUUCUACGGAUCAAAGGAAAACCCUAAAAUUUUUACAAAUGAUUUUAAAAAAGUGAUCAAUGAAGCGGACCUAUCCGUUUCUGAUUCUUCCGAACUAUUUUCCAACUUGAGAAAGCCAUUCGUUAAAGUUCCUUCCACCAGCUACUUCGGCUUGGACAACCCCAACUGCAGCAACUCUGAGGAUGAAUCCGAUUAUAACUACUACAGUGAGAAUACCAAUAGGGACGACGUGGGCAAGGAGCCCCACAAGAGCAGAAACGUCAAGCUGCGGAAUCAGUACCUCUCGGUCAAGCUCUCCCUGUACAACUCGCGCCUCUGCAAUAGCGGCGGGAAGGCCGCCCCGGGGGGUGCAACGGAGAGGGGCGUCUCCAACACGGACAACGCCGUUAAGCUCUCGAACCACGCGAGCUACGCGAACUGCGCGAACUACGAUAGCCACGCUAACAGCGCAAACGGUGCAAUACACGCCAACGGUGCAAUCCACGUCAGCGGCGCAAUCCAUGCAAACGGCGCAAUCCACGCCAGCGGCGCAAUCCAUGCAAACGGCCCAAUCCAUCCAAACGGCCCAAUCCACGCCAACGGUGCAAACCACUUUUACGACCAAACCUCCAUGUGCUUCAACCACUUCUACGAAAUACACAACAUCCUCAACCGAGACCCCAACGGACUGCGCAAAAUAAAAAUUAUGCUAAAAAAGGACAUCGGAACCAUCAGCAUAUCCCCAUUCUACGUAAACUUCGACUGCACCAAAAUUUUUAAAAAAGUCUGUAGAGCUUUUAAUUUCACAAAUUUUGAUUACAAGAAUAAAGGAGUCUACCAAAUUAUAAACUCCUGUUUCAGUACAGCAAAAUCGAGAGAAAUUUUAAAAAAUAUUUUUCUGGACGACCUUUAUGAGCAGCAAGAAAUAUUUGAUAGCGAAAUGAAUGGCAAAAAGAAUGUCAGGAAAAAGAAUUUAUUCAAGUUGAGGAAUAAAGAGCAUGUUUUAGAAAUGCUGGACGAUGAGAAAAGGAUUAACGUAUUGUAUUUUAUUAAUCGCUUUUUGUAUUCGCAGAAGACGCCGCUCUCCAAUUUGUUUACAAGUCAUUGCCUGGAGGGCGGCGGCAAGCGCGGGGGGAACGGGCUCUCGGAGAGGUCAAGGCGGUCGAAUGAGUCGGCCCAGCCGCUCCCGCCGCUCUCACCGCUCCCAUCGCAUCAGCAGGAACCAUCGCCCCCCCCCUCCUGCGCGCCCGAAGACGACCCCCCCUUCGACGAGCUCACCAUCGAUUACCUACUCUUCCUAAUGAUCUUCGAAAAAAAAAUUGACGAGAAAUUUCACAAAUACCUGAUGCGUAAAAUUGACUCAUGCAGAGACUACUUGCCAGCAGAGGGGCAAGAUAAGACCGCCCCAGAUGCCACCCAUUUCUCCGCCGCCACCACAUCGUCCUUCGAUUCGCAACCGAACGGCAGUGCCUCUCACCACAAGGUCCGUAAGAUAGAACGUAGUUCCUUCCACCAGCAUGUGCAGGUAGAAAAGAAGCCGGUGAAUGAUACUGAUUUAUCUGAUACUACGCAAAGUCGCCUUGAGGAGUUUAAACAGGGAGAAACUUCUUUCAGAAGAGUGGGGGUAAAUCCCAUUGUUCAUGACGGUGACCUUGGGGGAGGGGACAAAAUGGAAACCGCUUUACCUUCGGAGGGGAGGUACCCCUCAUCCAGCGCCAACGGGGAGUUAACUUCCAUAGGCUCGUUUACGUCCCUCACGUCAUUCACGUCCGUCACUACACAGGCAACCAUAACGACGCAGGAUAGUAUCUCCACGCAGACUGCCACCUUAACGAACGCUACUAUCUGUCGACAGGCCACCCCUGCGUCGGACAACGCCAACAACACAUGCAACAUGAGCAGUUGGGUGACUCCCCCCACAGCAUGCAUUGCUAACAACGUAACGCCAAAUGGGAUGUCCCAAAUCAAUACACACGCUACAAAUGGAAUCCAAGAAGAAACCGUAACUUGCCCACCCCAAAAAAACGUAGCAUAUAUCCAAUCGAAGUGGAACGAAUGCCAAAACAAAACAGAACUUGUAAAAAAAACGAAUGAUGAAAUGAGUGAUUGCACGAGGAGCACCACGACGGAUGGCUACGAAGAAAUGGAAAACGGGAUCGAAAAGGAUGAACAGAAUUAUUACCAACAAUUAAAAAAAACAGAUAUUCCAUCGGAUAUAAAAUCGAAAUAUAAGAGCAAAGCAAAAUACAAAUCGGAAAUUCAAAACGAAUUAAUCCUUCUCAAAUGUAUAAGACCCUUCCCAACAGUGUACUGGUUAAUCAAUAAAAAUAUGUGUGGUUAUAUUUCCCACUUGGAAAAAAUGAAUAUAAUAAAAAAUAUAGAGUAUUUCGUAAAUUGCAACAAGGAAGAAUUCCGCUUGCUCAGAUAUUAUCUCAUCUAUGACCAUUUGAAAUAUAUAACCAUUCGUUUGAGACAUAUCCACAAGAAAAUCUUACGUUUCUUUUACAAUUUAUUUUUAAAUAGUCUAAAUUUUAAGAAACAGUUCACAUCGGAUCAGAGCAACCAUUGUGUAUCUUCCAUUUACACAAAUUCUUUUUACUUCUCUCCUCAUGUUUUAACCGAAUUUAUACAUACCUAUCAGAUUGACUCUCAAGUUAUUACAGAAAUUCUUCGGAAAAUUAACACUCUCCGGGUUAAAGGAAUUGGAGGCAUUUCAAACUUCUUAACAGUUAAGUGUAUACAUCUUUAUUUUGCUUCUCAUUUGUCUUAUCCUAAUACCAUUGGAUAUAUUCUGGAGGAGUUUUUCAAGUCCUGA